UGGUAAAGUGAUUUUUACUUCUACUUGUCCUUCUUAAUUACGAUUCUACCAUUUUUCUUAUCCCAAUACACCACCAGGUUAAAAAAAAAAAAAAUACCCUUCCUCUCUCUCUCUAACCUGUUGAGUUCCCAUUUCUUUACCGUGGCCUUUGUAGUUUGGUCCAUCGCCUUCUUCUCGAAGUCCCUCUUCUAAUUCUAACAAUCUCUCCAAAACCCUAAUACCUCCCUCAUUCCAAUUUCUUAGGACCAUUACUUUGAUUUCGACGGAUCGAUUCAAGGCCAUCGACAACGAAUCACAUCUCAGAUGUGCUCCACAUAAAAAUCUCUAUAUCAACCCGAGAAAUUAGGGUUUAAUGUGAUUCUCCCAAACCACUUCAUGAAUAGGGUCCGAAUACAGAUAUGAAGCGUGAAUUGGCUUUCGCAUUGGAGGCUCAGUCUCAGCUUAUUGGUUCUUUCGGUCGGACUCGCUCUUCGAAGCCUCUUAAUAGUGCAUUGAACGGAGUUUCUGAGAAAAGAAGUAGUAAAAGAGUCAAGGGUUUUGCUGUGCACGAGUCUGGCUUGAAUGGUUCUAUUAAUGGGUCUCAACAAAAGUCCGAAACGAAUGGUUUGAUCUAUAAGAACGAAGAAAAGGAGGUAAUUACAAGUCAGAGUAAUGAAAUUUCUGUGUAUACUAGAAAUAAAAAGUUCAAGAGUGCGACUGUGGAGUUGGAGGUAAAUGAGAGUGUGGUCGAAACUGUAAAUAGGGAUCAUCUAGAGUGCAAUUUGGCAACACCAGUAUGCGAAGUCGACAAUGGAGUUAAUUUGGCACAGGCUUCAGUUAUGGAAGAGCUAGUGGGUGGUAUUGAAAAUCCUGCUCCCAAAGAAAGUGCUUGUGAGGCUGCACAAGUUGUGGUUGAUCAGAAGAGGAAGAAGAAGAAAGUUGUGCCUGUAAAUGCUCCACGGCGAUUUACAAGGUCGGCAUUGAAAGCAAAUGUGGAGGCAGUGGAGUGUUUGGUGUCGGUUCCCAUUGAGAGUGGUGCACUGGAAGCAAAUGUGGAGGCAGUGGAGUGUUUGGUGUCGGUUCCCAUUGAGACUGGUGCACUGGAAGCAAAUGUGGAGGCAGUGGAGUGUUUGGUGUCGGGGCCCGUUGAGACUGGUGUACUGGAUAGUGGUAAUAGUGAAGCAGUUUUGGAAGUUGAGGGGAAUGAAACUGGUGCAGUUAGUGCAUUGGGGACUCCAACCAAGAAGUUGGAACUCAAAAUGUCAAAGAAGAUUACAUUAACGAAGCAACCAACGACUGUUAGGGAGCUUUUUGAGACUGGUUUGCUCGAGGGAUAUUCAGUUUAUUACAAUGGUGGCAAAAAGGGAACUGCACUUACUGGAGUGGUUAAAGGAAUUGGUAUUUUGUGUUCUUGUAAUUUGUGCAAGGGUUACAGGGUUGUUACACCUUGCCAAUUUGAGAUUCAUGCUUGUCAAUCGUACAGACGUGCGGCACAGUAUAUAUGCCUUGAGAAUGGGAAAAACCUCCUUCAGGUGGUGAAGGCUUGCAAGAGCUCUCCUCUAGACACAUUGGAAGAGACAAUUCAGAGUGCUAUUGGUUCAUUGCCUGUAAGGGAAUCUAUCAUAUGUCAGAAUUGCAAGGGCUCCUUUAUUGCAACGGUGGCUUCAAAAUUUGGGCAAUUUUGCGAUUCAUGCUUGGAAUUGAAGGACUUGCAAUCUGGCCCAACCCAAACAGCUGGCCCAAGUACUAGGUCAUCAAAACAAGAUUUGGUCUUAAAGAGAUCGUCUAGAAUAGCUAAAGUGGGUAUGUUGUCAGAAAACAACAGUCAAGAGAAAAUUCCAAAAACGUCUUCGAAACCAGCUUCGGUUUCAAAGUCAUCUGAAAGUGCUUUAGUCAGUAGUUCAUCACAAAAUACGAGUAAAGGGAAGAGAGAAAAGAAGUCCUCAAAAUCAGCUUGGGUUCUGAAGUCCCCAGGAAGUGCUUCAGAGCGUAUUUCAUCGCAAAACAAAAGUAGGGGGAAGAUAACAAAAAAUUUAUUGAAACCAACUUUGGUUUCGAAGUCCUCUAGAAGUGCUUCAGUGCAUAUUACGUCAGCAAACGGGAGUCUAGGGAAGAUUAGAAAAAAGUCAUCAAAAUCAGUUGUGAUUCCAAGGUCCUCUAAAAGUGCCCCUUUACGUUUUUCUUCACAAAAAAAGAGGCGAUGGAAGAUAACAAAAAAAGAUCUGAGGUUGCAUAAGUUGGUUUUUGAAGAAGGUGCAUUACCGGAUGGAACUGAAUUAGCUUAUUAUUCCAAUGGACAGAAAUUGCUCCAGGGUUAUAAAAAGGGCCUUGGAAUAUUUUGUUAUUGUUGCCGUACUGAGGUCAGCGCCUCAACGUUUGAAGCUCAUGCAGGUUGGGCCUCGCGCAGAAAACCCUAUGGAUACAUUUACACAUCUAAUGGGGUGUCUCUCCAUGAGUUGGCAAUAUCUCUAUUAAAAGGUCGUGAGAAAGCUGCCAGGGACAAUGAUGAUCUAUGCAUCAUCUGUGCAGAUGGUGGAAAUCUUUUGCUUUGUGAUGGAUGCCCAAGGGCCUUCCACAUAGAAUGUGCAUCCCUUACCAGCAUCCCUCGUGGUAAAUGGUACUGUCAGUAUUGCCAGAAUAUGUUUCUGAGAGAGAAGUUUGUGGAGCAUAAUGCCAAUGCUGUGGCUGCCGGACGUAUUUCAGGAGUUGAUCCUAUAGAACAGAUCACAAAGCGAUGCAUUCGCAUCAUCAAAAACCCAGAAGAAGUUGAAGCUAUUGCAUGUGUGUUGUGCAGAGGUUAUGACUUCAGCAAAUCUGGAUUUGGUGAACUCACAGUUAUACUUUGUGAUCAGUGUGAGAGGGAAUAUCAUGUUGGCUGCUUGAAGAAAAAUAAAAUGGCAGAUUUAGAGGAAUUGCCGAAGGGGAAGUGGUUCUGCAGCAUGGAUUGCCAGAGGAUCUCUUGUGCACUGCAGAAUUUGUUAAUUCGUGGAGAAGAGAAGCUCCCAGACUCUCUCUUGGAUGUUCUAAAGAAGAAGCACGAGGAGAAAGAUCCAGGCACCGUCUUCGACUUUGAUGUGAGAUGGAGGGUUCUAAGUGGCAAAAUUGCUUCUCGUGAAACUAGAUUGUUGCUUUCAAAGGCUGUAGCCAUCUUCCAUGAAUGCUUUGAUCCUAUAGUUGAUUUGACUACUGGACAGGAUUUUAUUCCAUCAAUGGUUUAUGGAAGGAAUCUAAGGGGCCAAGACUAUGGAGGGAUGUAUUGUGCAGUAUUAACAGUCAAUUCAUCUGUUGUAUCAGCUGCAAUCCUCCGAGUUUUCGGAUGCGAAGUUGCAGAACUCCCUUUAGUUGCAACAAGUAAUGGUAAUCAAGGAAAGGGUUACUUCCAGAUAUUGUUCUCCUGCAUUGAGAGAUUGCUUGCUUUCUUGAAUGUGAGGACCUUUGUGCUACCUGCUGCUGAGGAAGCAGAAUCUAUAUGGACACAGAAAUUUGGUUUCGAAAAGAUACCUUCGGAACAGCUUGACAACUUUAGAAAAGAUGUUUCGCAAAUGAUGACCUUCAAAGGAACGUCUAUGCUACAAAAAAAGGUUCCCCAGUGUCGAAUGAUUGUGCAAGAUGAUUAGCUUGUUUUUGUGUUUCUGCAGGGUCUAGCUGAGUGCCGUGAGGUCAUUUUUCCGAUGGCUUUAUGUUUGUGCAUUUUGGAGAAAUAUUUAUCUAUUAUUAUUUAUCGGCGGUAAUGGUUCUGAUCAACGAACAUUUGAAAUGAGAAUGAGAAUGAGAUGGUAGCAGUAGGUGAAAUAUAGCCAUUGAUGAAGACGGAUGGAAGAUAGUUUUUUGUUUGGCCAUUGACUGGAGAGUUGAUUUGUAAAGUGUACGACAGUUCUGAUAGUGAAUGCAUUUGAUUUCUUUUUUGAAUUUCUCA
Messenger RNA from Cornus florida, 3895 nucleotides. RefSeq names its product increased DNA methylation 1-like. The record is from RefSeq and is a predicted model, not a curated record. The transcript has 23 exons. Lineage: Eukaryota; Viridiplantae; Streptophyta; Magnoliopsida; Cornales; Cornaceae. The coding region runs from base 399 to 3596 and encodes 1065 amino acids.